Prorocentrum cordatum is the source of this 3312-nucleotide messenger RNA. NCBI's taxonomy places the organism in Eukaryota, Dinophyceae, Prorocentrales, Prorocentraceae. The record is from the annotation of a GenBank genome assembly.
AUGGGGAUGCAGAUCCUCGAUCUCGAUUCCCAACGGCGCAGGGUCCUUGACAGAGAGGCGGAGUUCCCUGGCGACACGGUCGCCCACGCUUAUGUCUUCGACGACGACGGCGUCUCGGCGGCCGACCUCAACGGGCAAGUUCGACAGGCGCGGGUGAAGGCCGCCAUCCUCGGGGACGUGGAGUUCGAAAACAUUAAGGAUGUUCGCUGGCUGGUCCACUCCGUCGGCGACGACAAGUUCGGGCAGGAGAAGCGCUUCGUGGAGGAGGUGGUGGUCGAGCGGAUCGCAGAGUGGGAGAGUGGACGCGAGGACACGGAGGGCGACUCCAGGAUCCUCGGGAUCCACCGGCGCCAGGGGAAGCGGAACUUGGCGCCGCACGAUGCAGUGGAGUUCUUCAUGCAGGAGGAGUUCAACGACUGGCCGUUCCCGCCUUCACGUGCUGCAAUGGGGUAUCUGGAGUCGAUCAGAGACGGCCCUGGAUCGUUGGUCGUCUACGAGUGUGAGUGGAGGCAGGACAGCGGUGUUGGCGAUGGCACCGCGGCGCUUCAUGAGCACAGCAACAAUGCGGAGGUCAUGCUGCUGGCCCACCAGGUGGACCAGCUCAACAUCCCGAACCUGGCGUGCUUCGAGCAGCUCAUCAGGCGCCAGGUGCAGAUCGAGAUGGCCGUCGAGGGGAAUGCUAAGCACCCUGACUACGGCGGGCUGGACCUGGUUAUGGGCGGCCCGACUACCGAGAGUGGCGCCGCUGCCAGCCAGAGCUUCAGGGAUUGGAUCUACAAGAAGCAGGGGAGCGGGCGCAGGCGCUCAAGCAGGCCAGGGUUCUCCGAGAAGAACGGCUCCAUGAAGAUAAACGUCACAAAGGCGCUCCUCGGUAUGUCUGUCAGCGUCGACGCGAGCAGACUCAUCGGCCGCGCCGAGAAUGCGACGCGGUUAGCGGCGGGCCUCAUCAAGCACGAUAAGCAUUGCAUCGGGCGAGAUGCGGAGCAGAUUUGGGAGUUUCAGGCCGCUCGCGACUUUCCGCGGCCAUAUUGGGAUCCCAAGUUGGCCAACAGCCCUCAGGAGAUCAUCAGUUUGGUCCACCAGCUGCGGUCCUCCAACGUCGUCGGCUUCCGCCGUAAGAUCAAGGGCGCGAUGAGCGCGCGGCAGACAUCGGACGGCGCCGUGCGCGCCAAGACGCGCGUGUGCGUCUUCGGCUCCGGCAGCUUCGGGACCGCCCUGGGCACGCUGGUGGCGAGGAACGGGUACACCGUCACGCUGCUGACUCGCCGCGAGGAGGUCGCCGUCUCCGUCAACACCAAGCAUGUGAACCCGCAGCACCUGUCGGAGUGCCGGCUGCCCCCGAACCUCUCGGCCACCACCUCGGCCGAGGAGGCCUUGAGGGGCGCCUCCUUCAUAGUGCACAGCGUGCCCGUGCAGUCCACCGAGUCGUUUUUGGCGCCGCUGCGGGACUUGGUCCCGCCCGGCGUGCCGUUCAUCUCGACCUCCAAGGGCCUGCACUCGGAGACCCUGGAGACGAUGAACGAGCUGGUGCCACGGGUGCUCGGCAGGCCCCAGCCCAUGGCCUUCCUGAGCGGGCCUACGUUCGCGAAGGAGCUCGUGGACUCUCAGCCCAGCGGCGCCGUCAUGGCCUCGGAGGACCUCAGAGUGGCCGAGGCUUGCGCCGCCAUCUUCCACUGCCAGUCGCUGCGAUGUUACACCACCGACGACGUCAUCGGCGUAGAGGUGGGUGGUGCGCUGAAGAACGUGUACGCGCUGGCAGCGGGCACGAUCGAGGGCAUGGGGCUGGGAGUGAACCCGAUGGCGUUCAUGGUGACCCGCGCCUGCUCCGAGAUGAGCUGCCUCGCUGUGGCGAUGGGCGCCCGCGCACACACGAUGGCGGGCCUGGCCGGCAUCGGCGACCUCAUGCUCACGUGCAUGGGCGGCGCAUCUCGCAACAAGGCGGUGGGCAUAAAGAUCGCCCGGCUGCGCGCCAGGGUGGCGCAGCACGGGCCGAGCCCGAGAGGCCAGACAGCCUUCCAGACCCCGGGCGCCAUGUUUUUCCACAGCGUGGUGCCUGAGAGCUCUGCGUCGGAGACCCUCAUCCCACGGCAGAGCUCCACCAGCUCCGCGCAGGAGUUCGAGACACUCCGCUCGCGAGCCACGUUCUCCUCGCCAUUUUUCUUCCUCCGGGACGCUCUGGCUCUCGCCAUCCCACGGCUCCGCAUCACGUCCAGCAGCCGGAGGGGCUUUGACUCCAGCAGUAUCACAUCCAGCGGCCAGUGCAGGCGGCCCUGCCCCACCGCGCCACCCGCGCGCGCGGCGCCGCGGCGCAGCCACGGCGCAGCCACGGCGCAGCCGCGGCGCAGCCACGGCGCAGCCACGGCGCGCCGCGUGUGCGGGCCGCGCGCGCGCCGCUUCGCCCUCCGCGCCGCGCGUGUGCAGGCCGCGUGCGCGCCGCGGGCGCCGCGGGCGCCGCGCGGCGCGGCGCCGCGGCGGACGCCCGCCGCGCUGGUGGACGCCAUGCCGCAGGGCCCCGUCUUCCGCGGCGGCGGGGCCGGCGCCGCGGUGCCGCCGGGGCCAGCGGCGCGCGGGGAAAGCGGCGACGCGGUGGCGGCUGACCAGGCGGCGGAGGCCCGCGGCGCGCUCGGCGCGCACGUCGCCUACGCCAUCGUCGUCGAGCAGCCCGGGGCCACGAGCACCGUGGAGAAGCGCUACUCCGAGUUCUCCAAAGAGGAGGGCGAGCCGUUCGCCCCCACUCUGUGCUCCCUGCCCGACUGGCGCGCGCUGGCCAAUUUCAGCCCGCAGUUCCUGGAGCGGAGGCGGCAGCAGCUGGAGGCGUACCUGUCCUUCCUGUGCCUGCACACGCUGGUGCUCCUCGACGGCGCUAUCCUCGGAGUGACCGUCCAGAUGGCCACUGCGCACGUCCUCUGCGACGCCCCGCGCGUGGCCGCAGGCAUCCGGGACCUGGAGGCGCUCCUGGCCGUCGGCCAGCCGGCCGAGGGGUGUGCCCACCCGCUCGUCUUGGGCGCGCUGCGCGCCGCACUGGCGGACCCCGGCGUGCCGGAUGAGGUGCCCACGCGCGCCUGCCGGGUCCUGGAGCGCGUCCUCACACUCCCGCGGGCGAGGUUGCUGUUCCUGCCGCGGAGGGCGGGCGGCGUGGCCGCGCUGCUGGCCGUGCACGGGCGCGGCGGCGCAGCCGCGGAGGCGGCGCGCGCGGUCUUCGAGGCACUCUGUGACGCGGACACGGGCCCGGACGCGAGCGCUGCAGAGGGCGCCGGGCCAGCUGGUCAGAGGCCGUCGAGGAUCGAAGAGGUCAAAAAAUGGGAUUCGUAA